AUGUCAUAUAAUGGAAUAGGAUUACAAUCAGUUAAAGGAUCAUCGACUUCUGGUCAUGUUCAAAAAAAUCUAUCUUCUACUUCAUCAAGAGUAUCAAAACCUGGAUUUCAUGAAUCAAGAAAAUUAAAAAUUAAUCAAGAUAAAUUAUCUAAUGAUUUAAAUAAUAUAAAUAAUGAAUUAAAGCAAAAUAAUGAAAUUAAAAAAGAAUUAAUUAAUCAUGAAUCACUUCGAAAAAUUGAAGUUAAAUGUAUGGAUUUAAGAGAAAAAUUGGAAGAUGAAGAUGUUUUAAAUGAUGAUGAAAUUGAUUUCAAAGUUGAUGAACUACGAAAAAAAUUAAUUAAAGAAAAUGAAGAUGUAAAUGAUAAUAAAGAGAAAAAGACAUAUGAAUAUAAACGUCUAUAUAAUGAAAAGGAAAAAUCUCGAAGAACCUAA
Molecule: messenger RNA, 432 nt
Organism: Candida tropicalis MYA-3404
Lineage: Eukaryota; Fungi; Ascomycota; Pichiomycetes; Serinales; Debaryomycetaceae
Product: U2-type spliceosomal complex subunit
Exons: 1
Coding region: 1-432 (143 amino acids)
Source: RefSeq, a predicted model, not a curated record